GGGUGUGGGGAUGGUAAGCAGUCCGGUCUGUCUCUACUGCCUCUUGGCCACCCUUCUAAUCAGCUGUAAGCCUGUGCAAUCCCAGUGGACUCCGGGUCUCGGCCGGGGGAGAGGCAGGGAGACGGGGAGCGAGGAUGGAAUCAUGGCAGCCGGGAGGCAGUGGAGGAGCCCAGUACCCUGGAAGAGUUCAGCAGGAGCUGCGGCACAGUGAGCAGCGCAGGAUGGAGUUACAGAAGAUGCUCAAAACCCUGCAUAGAGACCAGCGCCUGAUGCGUGUGUCCGAGCUGCAGGCUCAGUGGCACGAGGUGAGCGAGAGAGAGAGGAGAGCGCGACUCCGCAACCAGCAGCUGCUCCGAGACUUCCAGAGAGUGGAGGAGGCCAUGGGGGAGCUCUCCGAACACAACGCCGCCAUGAGCAGGAUACGGACAGAGUAUGAGAGACAGCUGGAGAAACGCUUCCCUCGCUGGCAGAAGAAGCUGGAAGAGAAAUGGAGAGCAGCACAGCAGAGCAAACAGCAGGCCGAAUGGAGCUCUGAGCCAUAUGUCCUGAAGCCCGCACUGCAUAACUUUGUACCAGGAGGGGAGAGCUGGAGAGAGGGUGUGCCCAACCCUAGAGCUGGAGCCCCACAGCAUUCAAACACAGGCCUGGCAGGGAGGAGCUACAUCCAAAGCCCCAGUAAUCACCAGGUUCCUUGGCUGGGCGACUUCCUGGCCAAAACUAACCCCUUCCAGAAUUACGGGGUAGCCCCUUCAGCUGACCCCCUAGCUCAGGGUGGACCUGGAAGGGAGGCGAUCAACGACCCAAGAAGAAGGUUCCAAUCCCUGCAGGAACCAGCCAGCUACCUCUGCCAGCAGAACGCCUUCCAGUGGGAUUCCCCAUUGGAUUCCCCUCACGUUGGGCAAACAAAUCCCAAGAUCCCUUUCCCAUCAGGAUUGGGAGGAAGGCUGGGCAGGCAGAGCCGGGUGGAGGCGGAGCGGGCUGCCAGGCCGAGGGCUUCCCCCAGCAGUGGGGACUCCGCAGCGGAGAGAGGCAGCAGAAGAUCCAGCCGGGCGACCAAGCCAGCGGUGCUUCAGGAGACGCUGCCCAGAGCAAAGAGGUGGGAGAGGAUGGCUUCAGAGCCCCACGAACUGGAUGUGAAACCAGUGCGACUGUUGUCCGCUGGAGUGGACCUGAGUGAGAACAGCUCUGUCAGCGGCGACACAGGAAGUGAGCAGUCCUGGAGGGUCAGGGAGAGGAAGAAGGAGAGAAGGAAUGCUGGGAAAGGGCGGACAAGCCGGGAGGAAUCCAUUUCAGAGGAAAGCAUUUCAGAAGCGUCUCAGCAGCCACCUGAAGAAUAUGGACAGCUGGCUUCAAGCAAUGGAAACUCCAGGAGUGAGAAAAGAGUGUCCGAGAGAGGUCUGGAAGAGUGGGAUAAAGAGGGACGUCCCGUGAAUAUCACCACAGCAUUCCCUGGGACCCAAACCGGAACGCCGUCCAGGUCGGAAUCGGAAGAAUCAGAAAAACUGGGGAGGAGGGACAGUCAGGAACAGGGAGAAAUCUCUUUGGAGAAGGAAGUAGCACUCGUGAAUGGAAGGAUUGUCUCCAUGGGGAGGGAAGAGAAAAGGGGAGAAGGAAUCAGGGAGGAGGGGGAUAGCUUGGGGACAGACGAGGAGGGAGAGGCAGUUUAUUCGGGAGAGGAACAGCUGGAUCCGGUGGAGCCGAGCCGGGAAUCCUGUCUGGGGAAUAUUAAGGAUGGGGGAGUUGGAGAAGAUUUGGGAUCUCCAGUUGCCAUGGCGGUUGUGGAUUCUGCCAAGGCAAAUACUGAGGAAGAGCCGGAAAUAGGAUGCAAGGAUAGCGAGGCGACCAGAGAGGUAGAGGAGAUGGAAAUGGGGAAGGAGAGCGAAAUGUUCGGAGAGGAGCCGUCAGGGGAUGAGAGUGAAGGCAGCGGGAAGGAGGAGGGAGGGAGGCAGGGGGGAGAGGGGCAACAGGAGGGAGGAGGGGAGGGGGAGGAGGAAGGGAGCGAGGAGGAAGAGGAGCCCGAGGAAUCAGAGGAGGGGGAAGAGGAGGCAGGCGAUGAGGAGGAAUCGGAGGAGGAGAAGGAGGAAGUCCCGGAGGAGGAGAGGAGUGGAGAGGGGUGCGAUGGAACAGACUCCGAGGAUGAAAUUGUCACCUCGCGGAACAGGACAAUGCCUUCCGAAUCUCUAGGGGAGCAGAUUGAUGCAGAGGUGCAGUUGGACAGGACUGGAGGAGCUGCGCUGGCUGUUUCUGACGAAGGGGGAGGAGGGACAGAGAGCAGCGAUGAGGAGGGGGAGCGAGGGGGGAGCGAGGCCGUCGAGAGCGAGGGAGAGGAAGAGGGGGAUGAGAUAGAGGCCCUGCUGGCUCCACGUGAAGACAACACCGAUGAGAGGUUCCCCGGGGUGUCUAGAGCUGAUGAGGAGUCCACACGGAGAGGAGAUGGAAGGAUCGGGGAGGAGAAGGAGACUCCAGCCCAGUGCAGCCCAGCACAGACCCAGCUGGAAGAGCACAUGGAGGGGGGAGAGCAUCAGAGGGUGAAAAAUGAAAAAACGUUCCUUGUCAAACCCAAAGAGCUGUGGAGGAACUCGGAGGACAGUGAUUUGGGGACGGACCCCUCCCCUCGCCCCCCCCACACGGAGCGGGCAGGAGGGGGGGACGAGUUUGACGACUUUUAUGACUGAGAGAGAGCGCCAAGGAUCCGUAACGAGAGGAAAACUCUAGAGAGCUGCUCACAUCCACAGGGUCUGACACAGGGCAAGCCCACAGCCCUGCAGAGCUGCUGUAGAACCGGGGGAGAGACUUCCUGUUAGGGGCCACGACAGGGUGUAUACUAGUGGGUCCCUGACGGGCUUUUGAGGGGCUCCCGAGGGCCACAGCACAUACAGAAAAAUUUUCUCCAACUCUGAUACCUGACAAAGCAGUGUUCCACAGUACUGACUUAUUUGAUCUUGCCUGGAGAAUCCUAAUUGCCAGGGCUGAAGAGCCUUUCUCAUUCCGUUUAAAUCAUGUGACAGCCUUUUAAGACUGCUAGCCCUACCUAAAUGUGGGUGCGUGCGUGUGUGCAUGUGUAUGUGUGUGCGUGCUGCGCGUGUGUGUGCGUGCUGCGCGUGUGUGUGCGCGUGCUAUGUGUGUGCGUGCUAUGUGUGUGUGUGUGUGUGUGAAUGAUUGUAAACACCAUAAACAGUCAGAGAAAUGUACAAAAGAUCAUUUUUAAAAAAAACACGCCUAUAUUAUUGUUGUCCACCAGAGGGCCUCAGCGUGACUCAAGGAAAGGAACGCUGGGUUGACCAAGUUCACUUGGCAUCUGUUCCAGGGCAAAGUUUAAAUCUGUUUUGGUGUUUUUAUUUAUUUAUUUAUUUUAAUAAAAAGGGGGGUCAGUGAGCUGGAAGAACCUUGCAAGGUCAAACCCUUCAAAUAUCAAAUGGACUGAGCAAACAAGCUGGCAAUACACUGAGCUCACUUCAUCAGGACUUCACCAAUAACCUGGCUGAAGAAGCAUCAGAAACACAGAAGGGCUCAUAGAACCAAUAGACCUGGUUUUACAGCAUGAAUCUCCACAUACAGACCCUACAUUGCACUUGUCACAUAUUAUAUUAAUAUAGUUCAUUUAUUUGUAAUAAGUCAGCUUAUUGGGGCAGCAGUGUAGAGUAGUGGUUAGGGCUCUGGACUCUUGACUGGAGGGUUGUGGGUUCAAUCCCAGGUGGGGGACACUGCUGCUGUACCCUUGAGCAAGGUACUUUACCUAGAUUGCUCCAGUAAAAACCCAACUGUAUAAAUGGGUAAUUGUAUGUAAAAAUAAUGUGAUAUCUUGUAACAAUUGUAAGUCGCCUUGGAUAAGGGCGUCUGCUAAGAAAUAAAUAAUAAUAAUAAUAUACUUUUACCUAUAUAGCAUUCUUCUUCUUAAACACCCACCAGUGUAGACUUACACAAUGCAGUAGCUGUGUGGCAAAGUGGUUUGCAGUGUGCAGGAAUAGCAGAAACAAGACGCAGUGAAAAUGUUUUAUUUGGCUGGUUGCUUGAUAGCAAAACAAUACGACUGGCCAUACACAGCCAGUCAAACCACGGGGUUGAGUCCUGAAAUAAUAAUGACAUGAACAAGACACACACAAACACAAACAGGGUCACAAAUCCACAGUGAGUGCUAUUAGUGUAAGUGUUGAAUUACAAGUUUAAACGUGUAGUCUGGGUUUGUUUGCUGGCUGUUUAGCUACAGCUCCCGGACUUUAGCCUUCGAUAAAUGACAAACGUGACAGUUUAAUAGAGAGACCAAACAAAACACAAAAACUCACCGUUUCUUUUUACAACACAGUAACGGGUCCUUUCGUAACCAUAACAAAGGAACAGACUGCUUCGCCACAUCCCCUUAUAUAACUUCAGUCACGCCUCCUUCGGUAGCGAGUCCAAUCACGUCUCUUCCAAUCCAUGACUGACACAUCGCCUACCGCAUUAAGGCGAUGACUUCUGGUAUUGUGGCCCCGCCCCCUUUCUGGAUGGCCGACUUCCAACUGACCCUGGAAUGAACUGUCAAACCACCCAGUCCGGGGGACUCUGCUCCGGUUACACAGCGCCCUCACUGGUCGGGAGGGAGAUUGUUGACUAGGAUUCAUUCGCUCUCUGUCACACCCUCCUACUGUGCACGUCAAAGCCAUUCAGUAAUGAAUUUUUUAACUUGCACACCAUCAGUGCAAAUAUGCUGUCAAUGGGAUUGAAAUAAACUGUAUGGCUGACAGAAAGCCAAUGCCACCUGGGAUUCUGUGACGUACCUCAGUUUAAUGCAUGUUUCAUUUGUCUUGCUUUCUGCAGAGAUAAAUAUACAGCACGGAGAUGGCAAUAAGACUCCUAUUGCAUAGCAGCUUCACCCAUUCCAGGUUUUAAUGCAAGCUUGAUUAGCCACAGUGUCUUAUUAAACUCACAGCAAAACCAGGAAUGGUCCUAACUGCUAUGCAAUGGGAGUCUUAUUGCCACCCCUGCACCACGUGUAACUCAAGCCAGUUAUAAACCA
Molecule: messenger RNA, 4996 nt
Organism: Acipenser ruthenus (sterlet)
Lineage: Eukaryota; Metazoa; Chordata; Actinopteri; Acipenseriformes; Acipenseridae
Product: microtubule-associated protein futsch-like
Exons: 12
Coding region: 135-2675 (846 amino acids)
Biological process (GO): spindle organization
Cellular component (GO): centrosome
Source: RefSeq, a predicted model, not a curated record